Messenger RNA from Brassica oleracea var. oleracea, 463 nucleotides. Its product is annotated as lipid transfer protein EARLI 1-like. NCBI's taxonomy places the organism in Eukaryota, Viridiplantae, Streptophyta, Magnoliopsida, Brassicales, Brassicaceae. The transcript has a single exon. The record is from RefSeq and is a predicted model, not a curated record. The annotation marks the transcript as partial.
GAGAAUGGCUUCAAGGAACUCGUCCUCUGUUGCUCUUUUCUUCGCCCUCAACAUCCUCUUUUUCACCUUAACCGUUGCAACUGAUUGUGGUUGCAGCCCAAGUCCCAAACCCAAGCCGGUCCCAAGUCCUAAGCCCCCCAAGCAUGUCCCAAGUCCUUCAGUCCCAAGUCCCUCUGUCCCAAGUCCAUCGGUCCCACACCCUAAUCCUAGGCCGGCCACACCUCCGAGGACCCCUGGCUCAUCAGGAAACUGUCCAAUAGAUGCUCUCAAGCUCGGUGUAUGUGGAAAUGUCCUAAGCGGCCUACUCAACAUACAAUUGGGUCAGCCAUCAGCUCAACGAUGCUGCUCGGUUAUCCAAGGUUUGGUUGACCUCGAGGCUGCGGUUUGUCUCUGCACUGCUCUUAGGGCUAACGUUCUUGGGAUCAACCUUAACGUUCCUAUAUCUCUCAGCGUUCUUCUCAAC